AACCCUCUCCAACUACUUGCACACCUCCAAACAGUCGAGACAACCCCCUCCAAUUAUAAAUCGCAACAUCGACAGACACGACCUAGUUUGAUGGCACCUACUCCCGAAUCUGAACAACGUGGCCUGCCGAUCUUGAACAAGGCGCAGAUACUUGAUGAUUUGGGUUGUUUGGGCAAGGACCGUGAAUUUGAAAGACGACUAUCAUCGAAGGCAACGACGACCGACGGAAGCCUAGAGGAACUAUCACCGGCCCAAGUCCACAUUCCUCUACCGUCUGAACGACCCGAACAACCCACGAACCUCUCAGCUGCUGUCAAAAGUGCUGUCCAGUUGCUCCAUCUCGAUCACCAGUUGACUCAAAGAGGUCUCGAAGUUGAACAGCGGAAAAUCGGGGAUCGACUUGAAGAAAAUCGAAGAAAAAUAGACCAUUUACUUCGGGCGUUAAAUCAAUCCAGCUUGCUUCACUCCUCCCAGCCAGCUUGUUCAACAUCUACCGAAGAACCAUCAACCUAAUUAUCUCAUCCAUGCUAUCCCAACGAUAGCCUUUGUUUGUAUUACCUGUUGAAUUCUUCUCAACAACUUCACUAUUCGCAUUCCAAAAUAUCUUAUUCAAACUUCCGAUGUAAUUUUUUUGAAGGGUGCUUCAUCAUCAUCGAAAAAGGUGUUGCAUCUCGGCUUGCAUUAACCACACUGUACUUCUUCUUUAAUCGAUCCCAGAGUUGUCGAAACGGCCUGUUUCUUGUACGCAAACAUGAUUGAGUGUAUCCUCUGAUCCGCAAACUGGUCAGUGGUGCAGUAUGUAAACAAUUAAGGCUGUGACCCGAAAUGAAGCCCCGAGGCCUGACCCCG
This is a messenger RNA of Puccinia graminis f. sp. tritici CRL 75-36-700-3, 849 nucleotides long. RefSeq lists its product as uncharacterized. The record is from RefSeq and is a predicted model, not a curated record. NCBI's taxonomy places the organism in Eukaryota, Fungi, Basidiomycota, Pucciniomycetes, Pucciniales, Pucciniaceae. The transcript has a single exon. Bases 91 to 513 code for a protein of 140 amino acids.